This is a messenger RNA of Pygoscelis adeliae (Adelie penguin), 1554 nucleotides long. RefSeq names its product R3H domain and coiled-coil containing 1-like (gene R3HCC1L). The record is from RefSeq and is a predicted model, not a curated record. Bases 1 to 1482 code for a protein of 493 amino acids. Lineage: Eukaryota; Metazoa; Chordata; Aves; Sphenisciformes; Spheniscidae. The transcript is spliced from 7 exons.
AUGCAGGAGCUGUGCCUGGAUCCACCAGUUGCCCAGCCCUGGGAUGGGCAGGACAAAGCAUCCCACGAUGAAGGACUUGGGGAGCUCAGCCGCGGCCGCUGGAUGAUGAGGACCGAGCCUGACCCUCCAUCCCCACCGAGUGCCCAGCCUGGGGCCAUGGAGGCUACCCCUGAGCCUGGGGGCGACCCCGCUAGCCCAGAGCCCCCUGCUAGCCCAACGCCGGCAUGUCGGACAGGGCCAAGUGGCAUGUCGGAGCAUUUGGGGGACAGUGCCCCAGCUCCAGGUGGGGACCUCUCCCAGCGCCUGGGAGAUGGUGUCCUGCUGCCGGCAGGGGCAGGCGACCGGGGCAGCGUGCCCAGGCUGAUGUGGGAGGCUACAGGUCCAAAAGCCCAGGGAGAGGAAAGGGAGCCUGGGGGGUUUCUCCUGGCAGGGCAGAGUGAGGGCUGUGAUGCUGGGGUGCCAGCAGAGGAGGAGGAAGAGGAGAGGCAGGGAGGCAUGGCUGAGCUUGCUGGGCAGAGCACCUCAGAUGUACCAGGAGCUGACUGUGAAACUGAGUGCUUGAAGGGUGGCAUGGGUGACGCGCCAGUGCUCCCUGGGGAGAAUACCCCGAGGCAGGAUGUGGGCAGCCCAUCCCAGCUCCCACCCGGCAAGGAGGAGAGCGCUGCUGGGGCCGGGCGUCCUGGUGGGGAGGGCGUCCCGGUGCCCGCUGCAGAGGGAGCAGGCAGCACCUCUGCCUGCACAAACGGCAGUGCUGGGGCUGAGAGCGGCCUGCUGGGUGCUGGCGAGGAGCUGGCGAGCAGCGCAUGGGAAGGGGCACCCCCGGAGAGCCACGAGCCCCCGCUGCCCCUGGAGCUGCUGUGCCGCAGUGCAGAGCAGGCCAGUGCCGGGACCCUGAGCCAGGCCAGCCCAGGCGCCGAGGAGAGUUGGGACGCGCUGUUCAACGACGAUGGGGACUGCCUGGACCCGCGCCUACUGGAGGAGCUCUCGGGGGGCGAGAAGCGCCAGGAGAGUCGGCAAUCACCCCGCUUCGACUAUUACGGGGCCGAGCCUGCUGCACCGGACCUCAGCGAUGCCGAACUGCCCCACGUCAUUGAGAUCUAUGAUUUCCCCUCGGAUUUCCGCACCGAGGACCUGCUGCGUGUCUUCUGCAGCUAUCAGAAAAAAGGCUUUGAUAUUAAGUGGGUGGACGAUACGCAUGCCCUGGGCAUCUUCUCCAGCCCCAUAACAGCACGUGAUGCCCUCAGCACCAAGCACCUGAUGGUGAAGACUCGCCCGCUUUCCCAGGGCACCCGCGCCUCUAAAGCCAAAGCCAGGGCGUACUCUGCCGCCCUAGCCAGGCGGCUGGUGAUCGGUGCCCUGGGGGUACGCAGCAACCAGACGCCAGCCCAGCGAGAUGCCGAGCGGAGGAAGCUGCAAGAAGCCCGGGAGAGGAAGCGCCUGGAGAACAAGCAGCGGGAGGAUGCCUGGGAGGGCCGGGAGUGAGUCAGGAGGCUGCACCUUACCCUGCUGGGAACCUCUCUGCGGGCAGGCAGGGCACCCUGCAUCUCGGAGCGG